Molecule: messenger RNA, 2529 nt
Organism: Melampsora larici-populina 98AG31
Lineage: Eukaryota; Fungi; Basidiomycota; Pucciniomycetes; Pucciniales; Melampsoraceae
Exons: 1
Coding region: 1-2529 (842 amino acids)
Source: RefSeq, a predicted model, not a curated record
AUGUCUUGGGGCAUACCAAUGGAACACUUUGAUCCGAUCCACUUGUUUUGGAACAUGCAAGAUAGCAUUCAAACAGCUGACAAAGACUCCAAUCCGGGUACUAUUCCAGUCUUACAGCACACAAGCUCAAACCAUCCUGAUAGGCUUAGUAUGAUCAGCCCCCAGCAUUGGAGUCAUGAAAAUGAUCAGAUGUACCAUACCACAUCCACAAUCACUCCCUUCCAAAACUUUGAAGGUUCAACUACAAAUGAGUUUCAUGGAACCAGAUCCUUGCCAGGUUCCCUCUACACAGAUACAUUUGGGAAUUAUUGCAAUCAUAAUGAUCUACCCUUGGUUUCACUAGAAGAUCCAUCUAAUCAAAACCUGAACAAUGCAGUGCAAACAGAUUUCUCUGAUACAGAAUGGUUGGAUCACUGGAUACAAGAUUUACCAACUCCAAAGCUCUCAAAUACUCUGGAUCCAGAACCUGAACUACCCAUAAAUCAUUCUUCAAACUCAAAUUCUAGGAAAGAUGCUCAAUUAUAUGGUCCUCUGGUACCAGAGGACUUGCACCAGUUUGCAACAGAAUUGCCACAAUCAUCAAUUUAUUCAUCACAUUGGGUACACAACUUGAUACAUGAUGGGGUAGAUGCAGGAAACAUGUAUGCUCAUAAAUCAAGACCAACACACACUGGUCCAAGCAAUUAUCCCUCCAAUCCUAGCUUUUCAUCCACACACACCUCAGAGGUUGGGGAUUAUAAUAAUAUUCUUGGGAUAAAGUCAGGACAGCAGGAAAACUCUGUUUUAUCUGAAAAUCAAAGAAGAGAUGAUAAAAUCAAUCUACCCUAUAUGGCAUUCCAAAGCACAUAUCCCAAGAACAACUUUGAACAUCUGAUUUCCACACAUGAUGAAAACCAAUAUCUUUUGACUUCAGAAUGGGAAUCACAUCCUCUAGGGCACGAUCAGAUUCAAGGAGACCAUAUACUUACACCCAGUAUUCAGGGAAACAACAUAAAAUCAACACAAGUAGUCUUUGAAGAUAACCCAUCCCCCUCAUCAUUUUUAGCUUUGGAAGGAGCUGUAUCUGGAAAGGACUUGAAUUCCCCAGAUUCCAAUGAUAUUGGACCCCCAGGUAAAAAGAAGAAUUCUAAUGUGAAGAAAAGGAAACAGCCAAUUGCAAAGGAUGCAACCAUUGGCAGAUACCCAAGAACACAAAAUCAAAAAAUCACUAGUAUUUCUGGUGUUUCUAAUGGUGGGAUCUACAAAAACGCACAGGAUUCAAUAGCAAAUGGGGUAACUGAUCAUUUGUUGUUUGAAAGGUUGAUGAAGUUGAUCAGGAUCUUUGAUGAAUCAUAUCACCCCACAUACCUCACUUUUGAAGGACACUUGUUUCUUCCAGAGCUAAGUCAAGAGAUGGAAAAACACCCAGAGAAAGGUGAACUUUGGCACAAGAUUGGCCAGGCUCAAAAGGCAUUGAAUAUAAACUUCAUCAACCUUCUAUUAAUCUUACAACCUGAAGCUUCUACUCAGAAAGGUUCCAAAGCUAAACUGAUUCAAGAUGGAGUGUCAUUCUUGACAGAAAUGAUCUAUCAAUGGGUCUCUGUCAAAGUAGAAAAUGAUUCAAAACAUUGGAAAAAGUCCCCCCAUAUGUGCUAUGAUAUAUCUGAGCCUUCUUCUUUACUUCAAUAUGCUUCAAAGUUGAUGGAAUCAAAAUCACCAAGUCUGACAAUUCUUUGGAAAUUGUGGAAGAGGUGGUUUAGGUACUCUGCCUACCCAAUGAAAAAUGUUGCUGUGGGAAUCAAAGAAUUUGCUAGCUUGCUCAGAGACAAUCUCUUGGAGUUAAAACCAAGAAAUGGUAGUGAUGGAUCUAAACCACUUUUUGAAAACUAUCACUUGCAUCCUCACAAUCCUCUUCAUUUGGACAAUUCCAAGUACAGACUACCUGGAAAAUCCAGUAGGGGUGGACCUUACAGGUGGAGAGACUAUUACCAUCUAACAGUGCGUCUUGGGAGAUACCAAUACGAGAUGCUGACACUGCGUGUUGAAGCAGACACACAUUUUGAUCAGUUGAAUGAAUCCCUGAAGAAGAAGUGUUUGUCUGAAAAUCAAGGAGAUACAAGAUCACUGGGUAGAGUUGAUGGAUUUGUAAGAAAGCUCUAUAAAGAGUUUACACCAUGCUUUUUUGGUAGCCUUUUGGCUUUGAAAUUGGAACACAACAGCAGUAUAUCUAUUGAAGACUUGAUUGAUGAUGGUUGGAAAUUCCUUGCAAACUUUUUGAAUUUACUUGCAAGAUCAUGUUACACCAAGAAAGCAAAGAUUGAGGAGGCUGAUCCCAUGGCACAGAUGGCUAUGUCUCAUAUUUUGCCAUUCUCUCAGAGAGAUAAUCAUACAGGGAAUUUAUCUUUGGGAGCAGUAUUUUCACUACUGGUGGCCUGGUUCAAUCAAUCUUCAUUGCCAAACAAGCAGAUGGUAUGGAAUUCAACUGAUUUUUAUGCACUUAUCAAAAUAAUGCAUAGUAAAAACGAGUUUCCUGUUCUUGCAAUCAAAUGA